AUGUCAAACCUUGUGUUUGCUACCAAGGUGGUAACCUUUGAUAGGUCACACCACACUAUCCUAUUGCAAAACGAAAACGGCCCAUGUGCUCUGCUCGCCCUCGUUAACGUAUUGCUUCUGUCUCCUAAACAUAGAAAGCUAGCGAAACCCCUAAUUGAAUUGGCGGAGGGGAUGAAAAAUGUCCCACUACAAGAGAUCCUGCCAGUAUUAGCUGACAUUUCUAUUGACAACUGCUUCAACUUACGCGGCGAGAGUAGUGGAGACAUAAAACAAGAAGAAGAAGAAGAAGCAGGGGAAGAAGAGGGAAGGGACGAUGAUGAUGAUGAUGAUGAUGAUGAUGAGGACGACGACGGAGGCAGCAUAGAUCAACUACUGCUCUUACUCCCGGAACUUCACACAGGAUUGAAUGUCAAUCCAAGGUUUGAUGGGACCUUUGCGAAAACAUCGCAAGAAACCAGCAAAGUGUUUAAACUUUACAACGUACCCCUGGUUCACGGCUGGGUGUAUAAUGGCGACGAAAAACUCUCACAUUACUCAUACGAGGAGGCUCAAGAUCUUCUGACUAAAGCCUGCGAUAUCGAACACGCCAAAGACAUAACACCAAUACCGAUUGAUGGGGACAAUGCAGAGCUUCUCUCCGAGUCGGCAAUGUUGAAGGAGUUUCUUCAAUGUAGUGCCACACAGCUCACAGAGGACGGGUUGAGAAAGUUGCACAAGACGUUGAAAGAUGACGACUUUUGUGUACUGUUCAGGAAUGACCACUUCUCUACGAUGUACAAACACGACGGAGUUUUGUACUUACUAGUCACAGACCUGGGCUUCCGCAGACAUAAAGAUAUUGUAUGGGAGGCGCUAAUCACCAUUUCAGGAUCUGACAACGUUUUUUGUAACGACAAAUUCAUAGAAACACCACUGAAAGUGAUGCGCAAUGACACUGGAAUUGGCGAGGAACAACCAGAAGAGGGAAUUUACACUGGAGAGGAAUUUCAGCAGAGGAAAAAUGAUGAGGCCUUUGCAGCACAACUCCAAAGCGAGGAGGAUAGCCGUAUGGCCAGGCAAAUGGUAAGGGAACAGGACUCUGGACACCGACAGACUAGAUCCUCUAAAAGAGGUAAGCCGUUUAAACAACCGGUGAAGAAACAUACCAAACAUACAGUCAAAAUCAAGAGCGAUAACUCGACACAGAAAAAGAAGGCAGACUGCAUUGUCAUGUGA
Huiozyma naganishii CBS 8797 is the source of this 1215-nucleotide messenger RNA. RefSeq names its product ubiquitinyl hydrolase 1 (gene MIY2). Gene Ontology annotation, molecular function: cysteine-type deubiquitinase activity; cysteine-type carboxypeptidase activity; K48-linked deubiquitinase activity. The coding region runs from base 1 to 1215 and encodes 404 amino acids. Gene Ontology annotation, biological process: protein K48-linked deubiquitination. The transcript has a single exon. Gene Ontology annotation, cellular component: cytosol; cell periphery. The record is from RefSeq and is a predicted model, not a curated record. Lineage: Eukaryota; Fungi; Ascomycota; Saccharomycetes; Saccharomycetales; Saccharomycetaceae.